Molecule: messenger RNA, 2135 nt
Organism: Bursaphelenchus xylophilus (pine wood nematode)
Lineage: Eukaryota; Metazoa; Nematoda; Chromadorea; Rhabditida; Aphelenchoididae
Source: the annotation of a GenBank genome assembly
AUGUCUGAAGAGCGAAAGCCUUUGGCAACCUUUGGGAAAAGUCAAGUUGUGGAGGUGUUCGAUGAAGAGGUAAGAUUUUACUGGUUUCUUCUUAAUGUUUAGGUAUCGUCAGACAUUUUAGAUGAAACAGCAUUCAUGUUUCGAUUUUAUUUGGUUUGAAAAGUCUUCGGCUUAUCUUCGAUUUCGAAGGUAAAAUUUUUUCAAUUUUAGAUAGAUCCUCUACAUGAAACCAUCAUUUCGGACAGCGUGAUCAACCAGAUUGUCAAAGAAGCAAGGCGGAAGAAUCUUCAAGCAAAAGAAGAGGAUUUAAAAGUAUAAACAGAUUUUCGGAUUUUGUUUUAAAAACCUUUAUUACCUUUAGACCCUUGGGAUUGUUUGUUUCGUCGUUUUCCUUUGUUUUGCGUCAGUUCUGCCGUACUCUGGGGAGAACGAUCCACCGAAAUUCGGCGAUUACGAAGCGCAACGGCAUUGGAUGGAGAUCGCCGUCAAUCUUCCCGUCACUGAAUGGUAGGGUCUCUUUUUUCUUCGAUUUUUGCAAUUUUAGGUAUGAAAACUCAACCAGAAAUAAUUUGAUGUAUUGGGGGCUUGAUUACCCGCCACUUACGGCUUAUCACAGCUGGGCCAUUGGCAAAAUGUAAGUCAUUUUUGCCAAACAUCAUUAUUGUUUUAGUGCUGAAGUCUACAACAAAAGUUGGGUUGAGCUGGAGACGUCGAGAGGCCAUGAAAGUCCUGAUCACAAGUUCUUCAUGCGAUGUUCGGUUAUCUUCUCAAUGAUCAUCCUCUAUCUACCAACUAUUUUGGAAGUUUACAAUGGAAUUGGAAAGAGCCAUGCGAAUAGAGUAAGUUAUUACUGUUUUACCGUAGUUCGAACUUUAGAUUCCGAUGUUGUAUGCAGCUCUCUUCUUCCCCGGUCUUAUCUACAUCGAUUCCGCUCAUUUUCAAUACAAUCACAUCUGUCUCGGACUGGCGUUGAAAUCCUUUUUACUUAUGGCGAAAGGAAAUCAGAUCUUGGGAUCGUUUCUGUUCGUGUUGGCAUUAAAUUUCAAACAAAUGGCAUUGUAUUAUGCUCUGCCAGUCUUCUUUUUUCUUCUCGGAAGGUCGUUGAAGAAGGGAUUUGUUGGAAGGUAAGGUUAUGAUACUGAUUUAGAGCUGUAUUUUCAGUAUCUUCAAUGUGGCCAAGCUUGGAAUCACUGUGCUCUUGAUUUUUUUAUUGUUGUGGAGUCCGUUUUUGGCUGAUGGAAGGUAUCUUCAAGUUUUACAUCGAGUUUUCCCAGUGGCAAGAGGACUUUUUGAGGUUAGGUUGUUAGCUUUACCUGCAAUCUCUAAUUAUUCUGUGUAACUGGAGAUUUAUUGUUUUUUUGUUGAUAAUUUCAGGACAAAGUGGCCUCCUUUUGGUGUGUUGCCAACGUCGUCGUUAAAUUCAACAAGUUUCCAAUUGGAACGAUGACGAUCAUCAGCACUGCCGCAACUCUUUUACUUUCGUUUCCGGCUCUCUUGAUGUUGAUUGGACGGCCAACCGAAAGAAUGUUCAAGUUGGCAUUGGUUUAUGUUAGCUUGACCUUCUUCUUGUUCUCCGCUCAAGUUCAUGAGAAGACCAUCUUAUUUGUUGCAAUGUAGGUUAAUUUUUUGUGAAUUUUGGAUGGUUUCCCGGUCUGUUAGUAAUCUUUGUGAGCGGAAUGUUACUCAAGAGGACUUUUUGGUUUGACAUUGUGUCUUUUCUCAAAGAAAACGGCUAGCAGUUGUAUUGUUUUAGGCCCAUCAUCUUGCAUGUCCACCAGUAUCCAGUGGUGGUCACAGAUUUCCUCUCGACCGCCGCCUACAGUCUGUUUCCAUUGGUAUUCCAAGAAAAUGCGAUCCAAUCGUUCCCAUUAUUUGUGAUAUACCACACUUUCUGUUUGAAGCAAUUCCCUUCGACAAAGCUUCACAUUACAGCCAUGAGAGUCCUGAACUUGAUCAUCUUCCUCACCCUCGCCGUUGGGUUGGUCUUCAUAUCGCCUCCUGCCAGAUAUCCAUAUCUUUGGCAGCUUUUCUUCGCCUUUUGGUCAUUCCUCAACUACUUUUACACUUGGAUCUUUUUCUUCAUCCAGAUUAUCAUCCUCUAUUUUGAACCAACCCAGAAGAAAAAGGAGGAAUAG